This is a messenger RNA of Oryctolagus cuniculus (rabbit), 3099 nucleotides long. Lineage: Eukaryota; Metazoa; Chordata; Mammalia; Lagomorpha; Leporidae. The record is from RefSeq and is a predicted model, not a curated record.
UGGGGUGGUUUUCGUGCUUCCUGGAUGUAGCAUCCGCGCGGGCUGUGGGAGUCCCACGCCAGCUAAACUACUCGGGGUUCAGCCGUGGGAGGAGGUGGCCAGGCCUCCUGUCACUCAGAGUGGAGAGGAAGAAAGAAGCUGCUAAACUUGGUGCCGAGGGAGCCAGGGCGGGAAGCCCUCCGGCUUGGGGAGAAGUGGUGGCGGGAAGGGUACAGCUCUCCCGUCCGGGCCACGAUCCCUGUUAGGAGUGCCCCGCGUGUCUGCGAGGGAUGAGUCUAACAAAGCAAAAGACACACACAGAUGCAGGGGGAUCCGAACCCCAGCGCUUCUCUCAUUGACAGAACCAUCAAGAUGAGGAAAGAAGCGGAAGCUAGGAAGGUGGUUUUAGCCUGGGGACUGCUGAAUGUGUCUGUGGCCGGGAUGAUAUAUACUGAAAUGACUGGAAAAUUGAUUAGUUCAUAUUAUAAUGUGACAUACUGGCCCCUUUGGUAUAUUGAACUUGCCCUCGCAUCUCUCUUCAGCCUUAAUGCCUUAUUUGAUUUUUGGAGAUAUUUCAAAUAUACUGUGGCACCAACAAGUCUGGUUGUUAGUCCUGGACAGCAAACACUUUUAGGGCUGAAAACAGCUGUUGUACAGACUACUCCUCCACAUGAUCUGACAGCAACACCAAUCCCUCCUUCUCCGUCUUCUCCUUCAAUUCAGGGUCAGAGUGUAUUGAGUUAUAGCCCAUCUCGGUCACCCAGCACGAGCCCCAAGUUCACCAGCUGUAUGACCGGAUACAGCCCUCAACUGCAAGGUCUGUCCUCUGGUGGCAGUGGCUCUUACAGCCCCGGAGUGACCUACUCGCCUGUCAGCGGUUACAGCAAGUUGGCGAGUUUCAGCCCCUCUCCUUCUUCCCCGUACCCUACCACUGUUGGGCCAGUGGAGAGCAGCGGGCUGAGGUCUCGCUACCGUUCUUCACCCACCGUCUAUAACUCGCCCGCUGACAAGGAGGACUACAUGACAGACCUGCGGACUUUGGACACUUUCCUUAGAAGCGAAGAAGAGAAACAGCAUAGAGUUAAGCUGGGGAGCCCAGAUUCCACCUCUCCUUCCUCCAGUCCUACGUUCUGGAACUACAGUCGUUCUGUGGGGGAUUAUGCACAGACUUUAAAGAAGUUUCAGUACCAGCUUGCCUGUAGGUCUCAGGCCCCUAGUGCUAACAAAGAUGAAGCUGAUCUCAGUUCUAAACAAGCUGCAGAAGAGGUUUGGGCAAGAGUGACAAUGAAUAGACAACUUCUUGAUCAUAUGGAUUCUUGGACAGCCAAGUUUAGAAAUUGGAUCAAUGAAACCAUAUUAGUGCCACUUGUACAAGAGAUUGAGUCUGUCAGCACUCAGAUGAGAAGAAUGGGUUGUCCAGAGCUACAAAUAGGAGAGGCUAGUAUUACCAGCUUGAAGCAAGCUGCCCUGGUCAAAGCCCCUCUCAUGCCUACUUUGAACACGAUUGUGCAGUAUCUAGACCUUACACCAAACCAGGAGUACUUAUUUGAAAGGAUCAAAGAACUUUCUCAGGGAGGCUGUAUGAGCUCGUUUCGAUGGAACAGAGGUGGAGACUUCAAAGGACGCAAGUGGGACACAGACCUGCCCACUGACUCUGCUAUCAUCAUGCAUGUCUUCUGCACCUACCUCGACUCCAGGUUGCCUCCGCAUCCUAAGUACCCUGACGGGAAAACGUUCACCUCUCAGCACUUGGUUCAGACCCCAAACAAGCCAGAUGUUACAAAUGAGAAUGUCUUUUGCAUUUAUCAGAGUACUAUCAACCCUCCCCAUUACGAGCUCAUCUACCAGCGCCAUGUCUACAAUCUUCCAAAGGGCAGAAAUAAUAUGUUCCACACGUUGUUAAUGUUCCUCUACAUCAUAAAGACCAGAGAGUCAGGAAUGCUUGGAAUGGAUAGUGAGAGAGAGAGACAGAGAGAAAGGUCUUCCUUUACCGUUGGUUCACCCUCCAAUGGCCGCGGCCGGCGCACCGCGCUGAUCUGAUGGCAGGAGAGUUAAUCUCGGCCUAUCCGGUGUGAAUAUUUUGUGGAUCUUUGGAGAGUAGCGAGUCGUUUAAUUCCAAACAUUUGGACUUUCAUUUCACUGAAGCAGAAUAAGCCUGUAUGUGUUGUGUCCUGAAAUAAGAUACCACGCACACGUCGCGGACUUGCCGCCACUGUGCAGCUCCCAUGUGUCGUCCAGCCCGUAGCCGGACACCCUGCCUUUGCCUUUCUGUUACAUUGCAGAAGUUUAGUCGACUAUAAAACUACAACCCUUUGGAUUUUUGUUGAUGCUAAAUAUAUAAUACAGUUCCCCUUUAACUAAAUAGAGCCCUUUUUCAUUAUCACCCACACAUGAAAUCAUCCACUUGACUCUUCAGGACACCGCAAAAAGUUUGUUAGGGUAAGUGUUCGAAAGAAAAGUAUGAAUUCAGCUUUUUGAAUCUCUGUGUCUCUCAUUUUUUGUAAGUCAGCCCCCAAGUCCCGUCUUCAAAGAAAGGAGAUUGACUUAGAAGUAAUGUAUUAGCCCAUGGAUAUUUUUUAAAUGCGGGUAAAAGAGGUUUGACGUACUGUGUUUUUAAAAAUCACCUCUUGGAUAAAAUGUCACUGGUAGAAUUAAACUACUUGGGUUUUAGUGAAAAGUUUGAGACGUCAGGAAAACCCCCCAUUUGGUUUUAGAAGCCCAGUUCUGUUGUUCUGUAACGUUGCGUUAUUCUAGAACGGCCUUCUGUGAGACGUUAUUCUAGAACGGCCUUCUGUGAGAUCACACUGAGGCCCCUGCUGUGUAACUUUACUAGGGAGAGUGCUCAGACUGGAGAGGAGAGGUUACCAGGCCUGUCAGGUUGCCUCUGUCUGGGUUUUCUGUAAAUACUUGCAUAGGCAGAAGUUGCGUGUUCUUGAUCGACAUUGACGGCUUCCGCUGUUUCAUAGAAACUUGAAAGCAGCUAACACCAGGCCUUUGUGAAUGACCAUGCGUCAGGAUUGCUACGCAUACCGUUUUGUGUAAUUUGUCAAGUCUUUUUCAUAAGUUACUCCCAUAUUUUGAAAGAGGAUCUCCAAAUAAAAGUAACUUCCCGUAUUUUAA